AUGCAGCAGCCCCGUCAAAACCUGUGGGAACCCCCCACAUCGCCCCCCACCCCCAGGCCCCCUCCACACAGACCUCUCCAUCUAGAGCAGCCUUGUUAUCACUUCUAUCUGCGCACCCCAGCUCGCGGCGCGCUCAGCCCCAACGCGUCCGUCAAAUAUGAAUCGCAUCACCCUGACGCUGCACGCCGGUGCCACAUAGGAAUUUACUCCCGAACGGCUGUCACGAUGCGCCUCACGGCCGUGUUCUUGUUUGCAGCCGUGACAGGCGUCGCUGGAGGUUGGGGAUGUGGCUGCAACACGGAGAAUGGAUUUUGCGGGAAGACUGGCAAGUGCAGGUGCAAACCAGGGUGGCAGGGCGACCACUGCGAGCGCUGCAUCCCCUUCCCGGGCUGCCUGCACGGCUCCUGUGAGAAAGCGUGGCAGUGUGUCUGUCAACAGGGCUGGUUGGGCAGCCUGUGUGACCAAGACAAUCGCCUGUGCUCAUCGGGGCCUUGUUCGGGGAACGCCACCUGCAUAGAGACCGGAGAAGGGGGCUACCUGUGCGUCUGUCCCCAAGGUUUCACCGGACCAACCUGUCAGCUGAGGAGGAACGUCUGUCUCACUGACGGCUCCCCUUGCCAGAACGGAGGUACUUGCACAGAAGCGGGCGACGGGUCGGAGGUCCGCGCUUCCUGCUCAUGCCCGCCUGGAUUUUCCGGAAACGUCUGCCAGAUCGCAAGCGACGUCUGUCAGUCGGACCCGUGUCUAAACGGCGGCAAUUGCACAAACCGCGGGGCGACCUUCACGUGCUCCUGCCUUCGAGGCUUCUCCGGUAUGACUUGUAACGACACGGUCGUCUCACCGUGCGGCGCCACGCCCUGCGCCAACGGGGCCGCCUGCGUCGGCCGACCCGACGGGACCUUUCGCUGCGUUUGCCCGAAACGGUUCUCGGGCCAGCUGUGCGCCAUUCCGCACCGGCCGAAAGCCAAGCCGAAGCAGGCCAAACCCGCGGACCGCAGGGUGUUUGCGCUGACCCCGCAACACUACUCGCUCCCCACCCACGCCUUCCACAAGCUCCUCCAAGCGCCCGAAAGGGACCUGCUGAAGAUCACGCUGAAGGAGACGGCCCGCCACUCCCCCGGCGUUCUGUCCGGCCACGCUCAGCUGGUGUGUUUCGGCAUGCUGGCCCUGCUCACCUGCCUUGUCAUCCUGGCCACCACGGGCAUCGUGCUGUGCGGCCGCUGCGAGGCGUGGCUGGCCAACGCCAAGUACAGCAAGCUGGUGCGGCGGCAACGCGAUCACCUGCUGAAGGAGGCGGGGGCGGCGGGCCGCGAGGAGACGGAACACUCGGUCAACAUCAUCCUGCCGGAGAAGAUCAGACUGAACAGCUUCGGGAGGCGCUACACCUCCAUCUGAUCCGUGAAUGUAAAUCUGAAGUCGAUAGAGUAUAUUUGAAUGUACAGUCCAGUGCAAAUAUGACAAUGAUUAUUAGUCAUUUCAGGCAGCGGUUCUCAAACUCGUUGGGUUGAGGAAGCACUUAAAGGGGAAAUAUUCCCAGUACCAAUUCAACAUACAUACAGUAACUACCAACACCCAACCCCCCACCCACCCACUUAAAUGCCUUGGAGAUCAUUUAUAUUUUGAACAUUUCAACAACUAUCCAAUGCUAUUUACAGUGACGAAAAUAAGUAUUUGAACACCCUGCGAUCUUGCAAGUUCUCCCACUUACAAAUCAUGGAGGGGUCUGAAAUUUUCAUCGUAGGUGCAUGUCCAGCGUGAGAGAGAUCAUCUAAAAAGAAAAACCCAGAAAUCGCAAUGUACGAUCUAUUUGUGUGAUACAGCUGCAAAUGAGUAUUUGAACACCUGAGAAAACCAAUGUUAAUAUUUGGUACAGUAGCCUUUGUUUGCAAUUACUUGUUCACCAGGUUUGCACACACUGCAGGUGGGAUUUUGGCCCACUCCUCCACACAGAUCUUCUCAAGAUCAGACAGGUUUCUGGGCUGUCUCUGAGAAACACAGAGAUUUAGCUUCCUCCAAAGAUUUUCUAUUGGGUUUAGGUCUGGAGACCAGCUAGGCCACGGCGGAACCUUGAUACGCUUCUUACGGAGCCAGUACUUGGUUUUCCUGGCUGUGUGCUUCCAGUCAUUGUCAUGUUGAAAGACCCAGCCACGACCUAUCCUCAAUGCUCUGACCGAGGGAAAGAGGUUGUUCCCCAAAAUCUCACAAUACAUGGCCGCGGUCAUCCUCUCCUUAAUACAGUGCAGUUGUCCUGUCCCGUCUGCAGAAAAACACCCCCAAAGCAUGAUGCUACCACGCCCCAUGCUUCACAGUAGGGAUGGUGUUCUUGGGAUGGAACUCAUCGUUCGUCUUCAUCCAAACACGGUUAGUGGAAUUAACCAAGCUGCUUGGCGAUUUCUCUGUAGCCCUUUCCAGUCGUGUGGAGUUGUACAAUUUUGUCUCUGGUGUCUUUUGACAGCUCUUUCGUCUUGACCAGGUUGCAAGUUUGAGUCUUACUGAUUCUAUGGGGUGAACAGGUGUCUUUAUGCAGCUAACGACCUCACACAGGUGCAUCUGAUUCAGGAUAAUACAUGGAGUGGAGGUGGAAUUUUUAAGGCGGGCUAACAGGUCUUUGAGGGUCAGAAUUCUAGCUGAUAGACAGGUGUUCAAAUACUUAUUUGCAGCUGUAUCACAAAAAGAAAUCAUUAAAAAAAAUCAUACAUUGUGAUUUCUUUUUAGAUUCUCUCACAGUGGACGUGCACCUAGGAUGAAAAUUUCAGACCCCAUCCAUGAUUUCUAAGUGGGAGAACUAUAGCAUAUAGUUAUAUAGCAGGGUCUUCAAAUACAUAUUUUCUCCACUGUAAUUAAUUGCAAUGCUAAUCCAUCGCCGUGAGCUGAUGUGCAUUACUGCCACUAACAACAGUGUUGUGAACAUAGAGGUGAUAGUUUACAAACGCACAGUCGUUAUUGCAAAUUUUAGCGGUUUGAGCACAAUAUUUUGCGACUUUUCCCAAUCUCUCUCAGGACUUUUUUUUUUUUUUUUUUUUAAACAUUUCCUUACCUGUACAAACUUUACAUGGAAAGAGCUAGAAAUGCUACACGCAAGCAUGGAAAACACAUUCAGCAGUUCACAAUCACAUCAGUCGUUUUUUUUUUUUAAUUUUUAAUUUAGCCCAAGGCUAAGAUAAAGCUAAAUGAUGCGACAUAAUUUCUUUCGAAUUAUUCUGUGGCCCCCCCAAAUUACAUUUCGGGGAGGACCCCAGUUUGAGAACCUUUGCAGUAACGUGUGACGUUAUGAAUCAUGUUAAAUACCAAAUAGCAAGGUGUCGUGUGCCAGCUCUUUAUGUCAUUAGUUACACAUAUGCAAACGUUUUAGGACAAUACGAAACAUUGUACAUUUGAUAUAUUUCUAUGUAUGAUUGCAAAAACAGUUGCCAAAACAUUAGGUACACCUGUACAAUCUAGUGCGAUCCAAUACAAGGGCGGCAUCGGAAAACAAACCGUGCGUUGUGUACUAACUGUGUAACUAACAACCAAAAGCAAAAAUCAGUUUUGGAUUUGCAAAUCUUGCUGAGCAUGUGUGUGCACAUCCUCUACGCAAACUGGCUGGAAAUGGGUUGUGUCGUAUUUGCGUGAACAAACAAACAAAUCUCAACGAGAGAGAGAGAGAGAAAAAAAAAACUCAGUUUGUGGCGGCCACUCCUAUAUCAGGUUCAUUGAAGACUAAAUCAUCCUUAGGUGGAGGUAUAAAUAGUUUGUCUCCAUGUACCCCGUGAUUGGCUGGCGACCACUACGAGGUGCCUCUUGCCUUAAAUCAGAUGAGAUAGGCUCCACCUCCUCUCUAAUGUUCAUAAGCGCUACAGGAAACGGAUGGAUGAAAUCAUGGAUUUUUAAACAUUGAAACAGGUCAAUUUGACCCUCUGUAUUAAAAAAAAAAAAGCAAUUAAAAUGAUUUCUACUUUUAGGUAAUCAAUAAUCACAAAAAUCACUUUUAAACAAACUGUUUUUUUCCUUCCAGAUUUUUAAACAUACUUCCAAACAGACCAAAUCUGACAUGUAAUAUGACGCGAUGUUAACAUUGUUUUAAAAAUUGCCUAAUACGUUUUCCCCGCCUGUGUGGAGUUUGCAUGUUCUCCUUGUGCCUGCGUGGGUUUUCUCCGGGCAUUCCGGUUUCCUCCCACAUCUCCAAAAAAUUGGACACUCUAAAUUGCCCCGAGGUGUGAUUGUGAGUGCGACUGUUUGUCUCUAUGUGCCUUGCGAUUGGCUGGCGACCAGUUCAGGAUGUACCCUGCCUCCUGCCUGUUGACAGUUGGGAUAGGCUCCAGCAAUCCCACGAGCCUCGUGAGGAUAAGCGGCAAAGAAAAUGGAUGGAUGUUUUCUUUGGGCUUUUUUUUUUUUUGUCACCUUGUAUUGGCUCUCAUUAGAUUGUGCAAAUACUCUUUGCCCAAUACUGAUUGUACAUUUCAAUCAAAUGAAAUCAAAUACAUAGCGAUACCCAUUUCCUACACUGUAAAAUCAUCGUGGACAAUAAUUGUGAGAAAUUAACACCGUGAUCAGAUUUCUCACAGACUGUGAACAGUAUGUCUUUAUGUAAUUAGUAUGUAAUUACACAACAAUGUAAUUAGUUUGAAAGCAAUGUGAUGUUUAGUCCUUGGCAUUAAUCAGGACCCGAGAGGUAGCUUUGUUUCAAAAAAGCUCGGCGACUCUAAUUUCAAACAAAACACACAUUUAUUCUGACUAUAAAGGAUCAGUGGCAUCUACUCUAUUAAGUGUUCUUACUUAAUGUGGCUGGAGGUAUACCGCUGACUGAUUGCAACCCCCUCACCCUCCUCUUUCUGAUUGUUCCCUUCAAAUAUGAAUGUCAAUUUCAAUAUCCUUGUUAUCCCAAACCAUCCCGCCUUUCCGUUAUGAUUCAGUCUGCAGCGCAUUUGAAGUUUCUGUCCGACUUUACUCACCGCCCGGCGGCACCUCGGCUACGCUCCAAAAUGAAGGUUGGAUCAAAAGCUGCAAGAUGUCCAACCGGGUUGCGCGCUCCACCUGAUGCAAGGGAGGAAAAUCGGUCACCACUUGUAAAUGCGAUAAUGUUGUGUGUCAUUAUGGGAUGGAGUCACACAUGUCGGAGCAAUAGUGCAUGGGGGAAAAAAUGAUGAUGAUUUAUUAGCUAUUGACAAGUGGAUUUGUUUGACACUGUAAACAGAGGGAGAUUUACGGAAUAUGUUUUCCUGUUUUUAAAAUAUUUCGCCCCAUUUUUAUAGAAGUCACAAUAGCAUGGAAAUGCAAUAAGUACAGAAAUAUAGCGGUGAGUAAAGUACAGAAGUAAUAAAUAAUUAAGACGUGUGCAAUGUGCAAGUGAAUAAAAUCAUUUAAAUUAAAUGAAGUUGGGAUGAAGUAGGUGCAAAAAUGUAAUCAAUAAUUCAAUGAGAAUGACAGAAAUUCAAAGAAAACAUACAAAAUGGAAACAAAAUCCUAAACAGGUGUAGAAUUAUCUGCAUUCAAAAAAAUAUGCACUGUUUUUUUCAAUAGAAAUUGCUGAACUCUAUCUUCGAAUAAAUAGCUGUGUAGUUUUCUUUUGAGCCAAUGUAGUUUAAAUAUCUAUACGUAUCAUAUUCAGAUUUAUUACACUGUUAUCCAUGCUCGGAUGUUUUUAUUUUGUUUUGAAUGAGUUAAGUGCAGAAUGUGGUUCACUUUAAAAUGAUCCAUUUAAUGUUAUGCUUUUAAUGCAACUACGAGCCUCCAGUCAGGUGAAAAUCUAUAUUUGCUCUUGUGCUUUUUGUCCAUCAAUGUUUUUAU
Messenger RNA from Syngnathoides biaculeatus (alligator pipefish), 5766 nucleotides. RefSeq names its product protein delta homolog 1. The record is from RefSeq and is a predicted model, not a curated record. Lineage: Eukaryota; Metazoa; Chordata; Actinopteri; Syngnathiformes; Syngnathidae. Gene Ontology annotation, molecular function: Notch binding; calcium ion binding.